GCCUUCUCUCUUUUUUUUCUUUUUUCUUAUUUUUAAAAAAUGGGUCUUUUAGACGAGUUUAAGUCACGUAACUUUUCACUUUAUGCUCAAUGGCUUGGUGUAAUUUCUAUUAUUUUAUUAGUUGCUCUGGGUGUAGUUACUUUGACCAGUAAUCCUAUUUUUGCCAUUGUAGGCUGGGUGAUAGCCUUUGUCUUGUUUUUUAUAGAAGUUCCACUUUGUACGAAAUUUUGUCCUACCAGUCCAAGAUUUGAUGCAUUUAUUGCUGGAUUUGAGAAUGCUUAUUUCCGUGGUGCAGUCUACAUCAUUUUCUCUAUUGUCAUGUUCUUGUCUACUUUGAUCAAUACCACUGUCCUUGUUGUGCCUGCUGUUACGUUAUUACUCACUUUUCUUUCUUAUGGUAACCAGACUCGUGUUUCAUUAGAUGUAUUUACUAGUUUAUAGUGAUUGCUGCUAUCAAGAACCAACCCUAUGCAAGUUCAAGGGCACUUGGCGGUACUGGUGUAGAUAACGUUGUAUGAACA
Molecule: messenger RNA, 521 nt
Organism: Gilbertella persicaria
Lineage: Eukaryota; Fungi; Mucoromycota; Mucoromycetes; Mucorales; Choanephoraceae
Exons: 6
Coding region: 40-441 (133 amino acids)
Biological process (GO): vesicle-mediated transport
Cellular component (GO): membrane
Source: RefSeq, a predicted model, not a curated record